Molecule: messenger RNA, 1397 nt
Organism: Cuscuta europaea
Lineage: Eukaryota; Viridiplantae; Streptophyta; Magnoliopsida; Solanales; Convolvulaceae
Source: the annotation of a GenBank genome assembly
GGCAAGUGGAUGUUCUCCUUGAUGAUCAAACAUUUUCAAUCUCCAUCCUACUUAAAAUAUUUCAGUAUAGAUUCCGUACCCCCACCGACUCCUCAGUUCAUGCAAAAAGUAUACCCGUAAUAUAUAAUUAUGUUCUGAAGAAGAAUAAGAACUUGAAAUCCAGCAAAUAUGAAUAAUCGUCUUCUAUUGCCCUUUGCUGCUUUUCUCGUGCCAGUAAUAUUAGGCAUCAUAAUUCUCCAGCUCGACUCGUUUGACCCGGCGGCUUACCCGGCUGACCAGCUCAGCCGGAAGAAGCCGCUGUCGGCACCGAGCCGCAACAGUCGCAUGUUUCAUGGUUCCGAGAAGAUAGGACUGGGGCGGGUGUGGGGCCCGGAGGACAUCUUGUACGAUCCCAAGACGGGAGUCAUUUACACCGGGUGCAUGGAUGGGUGGGUCAAGAGAGUGACGGUCAACGAGUCUUCCGCCGCCGACUCCGUGGUGGAGGACUGGGUCAACACCGGCGGCAGGCCGCUUGGACUCGCUCAUGGGCAUCACGGUGAAGUCUUAGUUGCUGAUGCUGAUAUUGGAUUACUAAAUGUGACAAGAGAGGGUAAGGUGGACGUGCUAACGGACGAGGCAGACGGAAUGAAGUUCAAACUAACGGACGCCGUAGCUGUUGCAGAGGAUGGCAUCAUCUAUUUCACGGAUGCAUCCUGGAAAUACAGUCUUAAGGAUUUUGCUUUUGAUUUUCUUGACGGAAGGCCCUAUGGCAGAUUUCUAAGUUAUGAUCCCAAAACAAAGCAUACCCAAGUGCUUGCCAAGGAUUUGUUCUUUGCCAAUGGUGUUGCUGUCUCUCCAGACCAGAGCUUUGUCAUUUUUUGCGAAACUCCCUUGAGGAGGUGCAAAAGGUUAUUUCUGAAAGGAGAAAGGAAGGGAAAUGUUGAUAUUUUCGUUGAGGACUUGCCAGGGAUGCCCGACAACAUUCGAUAUGAUGGAGAAGGCCGCUUCUGGAUUGCACUUGUCACGGAUUUCACAUGGAGUUGGGAGCUUGCACAAAAGCACCCAUUUGUGAGGAAACUUUUGGGGUUGAUGGAGAGGUAUGUGAGGCGACCGCAAAUGGAGAAGGACGGAGGAGUUUUCGUGGUGGACUUGGAAGGCAACCCGGUGGCUCACUACAAUGAUUAUCAUUCCUCACUCGUCUCAACCGGAAUCAAGAUUGAUAAUUAUUUGUAUUGUGGUUUCGUAAGUCUAAUUUUAUAUUCAGGCUCAAUCUCACUAUGUAAUCCGGCAAUUCCAAGUUAAUGUCAGGGACGAAUUGUGAACUAUGAAGUGCUGUUAAAACAUUUAUUUAAGUAUGAGAAACAAUUUAGAGAAAUGAUUAGUGUGCAUGGAAAAUAAAAGCACAUUGUUUUGUUAUA